Messenger RNA from Pieris napi, 1208 nucleotides. RefSeq names its product cytochrome b5. Gene Ontology annotation, molecular function: heme binding. The coding region runs from base 270 to 746 and encodes 158 amino acids. The transcript is spliced from 3 exons. NCBI's taxonomy places the organism in Eukaryota, Metazoa, Arthropoda, Insecta, Lepidoptera, Pieridae. The record is from RefSeq and is a predicted model, not a curated record. Gene Ontology annotation, cellular component: intracellular membrane-bounded organelle; membrane.
CCACACAACUCAUUCACCAAUUGCAUGUGUUAGAUGACAAGUCGAUACUAGUUUGUGGCAAUGAUCUACGCUCUCAUGCAUUUAACUGAACUGAUUACUAUUAAUCUUGAUUACGAACAGUGGUGGCACAGUGAUAAUUGUUGUGACAGUCACUCUCCAAUCUUCGAGCACCAACAAAGAUAACUGUGAUUGCAUUGAUAAAAGUACAUCUUAGCACACGCAAAAUAACGUCUAUUUGCAAAAGUACUUAAAAGUUAAACAAUAAAAAGAUGACGACCGUACAAACUCCACCAGAGGUGACCCUCACCAACCCUAUACCAAUUAAUCAAGAUUCAACCACCGAUUUUGAUAUGAUGGCCUUAACCAUGGCGGCACUACGCUUCGUUAAUCCAUGGUCUGUGGAAGCAAAGCCUCAAUGGUCAGAGAAAAUUGAACCUGGGACACCGGAAGCAAAGGACCGAGUGAUUACCCUGGUUGAAGUCUCCGCCCAUGACACUCCCCAAGACUGCUGGGUUGUUAUAUAUGAUCGUGUUUACGAUAUUUCAACAUUCCUUGAUGAGCACCCAGGAGGCGGUGACAUAAUGCUGGAAUACGCGGGACGUGAUGCAAGUACUGCCUUCCGUAGUUCAGGGCAUUCGAAGGCUGCUAAUAAAGCCUUAGAGCGAUUCUUGGUGGGUGAGCUGCCAAUGCAUGAGCGACUUUACCGUCGUCCUGGAGGAAUGCGUCUGAGCGACAUUCCUGAAUGACUCAAAGUUUAAAUAACCUGUCAGUAGUGCCAUUUCAUACAAAUGUGGUUGCGCCAUUAUAAAAAUAGAUAUGUGUAAUGGAUCACAUGGGUUUAUAGCAUGUAAAUUCGCAAUUAAUUAUUGUCUAAGCUCUAUCAGCCAGUUGCUAUGUUAGUAUAAUAACCUUAAGUUAAAUUAUUAUUUUAAAUGUAGGAUGUUUAAGUUAACCUUUUCGAUUAUAGUGUCAUUAUUUUUGAUAAGCGUUAUAAGUAUUAACUGGAAGACUAUUUAGCACUAAAUGUUGAAUUUGAUUGUUUUCAAUAGAUAUUUCGCAACGCUUAUAAUCAGUGCAUUUAAUUAUUUUACUUAAGUCCAAUCCAGUAUUAAAAUAAGUAUAGGUAUUAUUUAGCUUCAUACAGUAGGUAUAAUAGCAAAAGUUCCUAAUGUUAUUACUUAAUAUUAUCAAUAAAUUUUUGUUUUAUA